AGUAUAGUUUGACCGGUCAAGUAAUUUACACCAUCAUUUUUGGCGCCACCCGUGGGACCGUUAAGGUUUCUUCUCUUCCAAAUACAAACCUACCCACAAAAACACCACUCAAAAUGUCUUCAAGCCAGCAAAUCAACGCCACCCCUGCUCAGGUGCAAGCCACCACUGAAGGUACCAGCAUCCCCAUGGCUGUUACCUUGCCAACCGUUUCUGCUCCGGUUUUGCCAUUGGGACUAAGCUCGGUUCCAACACCCAGCAUGGUCAGCCCAUUCACGGCUCCCGUCCCUUCCGCUGGGCCGAGGGUCACUUUCCCACAAAGCAUGACUCAGUUCAUGAAUGACCCCGCCAACCUGCAGGCAAUUCAGGGCUUUGGCCAGGUCAUGGCCAUGUGCCAACAGAAUGGGGGGAUGCCUUUCCUCCCAGGCAUGUUUCCAUUCGCCCUUCCAGGCGCUGGAACGAUGCCCCUUCAAGCUCCGAUGGCAGUGACGCCAUUCCAGACGCCGGUGCCGCAACCAUCACCUUUCCAGCUGCAGCUGGUCAGCACCAUGGCACCUGUCAACUUGACUGGUGCGCUCAACGCCGCAGGGCCGUCGCGUCCCCCGCAAGGUACGAAUCCGCUAAUCACCCCCGAUGGUCACUGCGUCUCAGUGGAGAGCGGAGACGACGAGUGGGACAUUCUAAGGACCCACAAGAACAAGAAGGGAAAAACCAUCCGACCCGCCACCUCCCGAAACUCCGCCUUCGAAAGGCUGGGGGAUAGGGAGGAGGGCCAGAGAAAAUCAGCCAAGCUAAGGCUGGGGCAAAGCGUUGCCCAUGUCAGCGCGUUUGCCCGGUUAGGCGAGAUGAGGGAGGUCGAGCCUGCCCGCACCCAACGCUCCCGGUCAAACCGGCAGGAGCCAGCCAGGACGAGGGCCUCUCGCCAGGAGGAAGAGGCAGAAAGCCAACCCAGGGUACCGGUGGCUAACCGGUUAACCACCCCCAAUGAUCGCGUCCAACAGAUGGAGGCAAAGCUGGAGAGGCUGGAGAAGAAGGUUGGAGAGAAGAAUGACCGGGACAAACCCCUCGCAGGGUCCCCGUUCACUACAAGGGUCCAUCUGACACCUUUCCCACGAAAGGUCAAGAUAGACGCCCCAAGGUUUACCGGUAAGGAGGAUCCAGAAAUACAUCUAGAUUCUUUCAACCAAAGUGCAACUAUGAAUGGUUGUACGGAUGAAGAAAAGUGCCUCCUUUUCUUCCAAACCCUGCGGAAUCGAGCUACUGAAUGGUUCAACAAACUUCGCCCAGGAAGUAUUGAUUCAUUCAGUGACUUGGCCUCAAAAUUUAAGGCCAAAUUCCAGGAAAACUGUACUAAGAGGAAGAAAUUCACCUAUCUUAGUACAGCCGGGCAGAGGGAAUCUGAGAACCUCACUCAGUUCCUUACCCGGUGGAAGGAGGAGGUAGACAAGACGGUGUUGUCCCUCCUCCUGAACGGCUUGCGUGCUGGGGAACUUUACAAGGAGUUCUGCCGAAAACCCCCGGCCACGUAUCAGGAGGCCUACCACACUGCAUGGGAGUUUGCUGAGGCUGAAACUCAACUCCGGGCAAAGAAAGAAGCUGAGCAUGGUUAUAAGCCCAAGCCAGUGCAAGUCAAAAAGGAAGAAGCACCGGUAACCAGCCGGCCAAGGCAUCACUAUGACCCGGUCGUCCGUGUGGUCAACACAGAAGAGUGCCAAGAAAUGAUAGACAGCGGAGAACUGGGCAAGGAUUAUCUGCAGAAAGCCCAGGAGAAGAACCAUCAAUGGGUAAGGCCAGCGACCCAGGGAAAUGACCGGGACAAUGACCGGCGGAAGAACAACCGGAAAAGGGAGCAACAACCUGCCCCUGACAAAGAACAUAUUGGGAUGAUCUUUGGCGGACCCGAAGGAGGAGAUUCAGCCGCGCAGCGAAAAAAUUGGGUUUGCAGCAUUUACGUUGGUGAGGUGAGUGCCGAACCGGCCAGGCGUAAGUAUCCCAGGAGGGAGCCAAUAGUCUUCACUGACCGGGACCUCCCUCCUACCGGUUUCACGGGAGACACAGUGGAAGCUGAGGGGUCCAUAGUUCUACCGGUCGAACUAGGAUCGGGCGAAAAGAUCGUGUGGAAGAAGAUGCGGUUCAUCGUUGUGGACAUCAAAUGCGUCCACAACGCCAUCCUUGGAAGGCCUGGCAUCAACAAGGUUGGGGCGGUGAUUUCCAUGCCUCACCUAUGCAUGAGGUUCCACACUCCAGGCGGUGUGGGAGAAGUGAGGUGCGACCAGAGGAAUGCCCAGGAGUGCUAUGCCCGGGCGGUUAAAAAGAUGACUAAGGGGGUCAACGUCAUCUCCCAGGAGAUCGCGAAGGGCGAAACCCGGGAGAAGCUGGAGCCUGAAGCGGAAACGGUGGAGAUCGAACUCCACCCGGGUGAUUCAUCAAGGAUGGUCCGAAUUGGGGCGAACCUCCCUGAAGAUCUCAAGGCGGAGAUCACGCGGGUCCUCCAAGAAUACGCGGGCAUAUUCGCCUGGAGCGUGGCGGAUAUGCCCGGGAUAGACCGCUCAAUCAUCUGCCACCGGCUGGCAGUGAGAGAUGGAAGUCGACCGGUACGCCAGAAGAAAAGGUACCUGGCCAGUGACCGGCGAGACUUCGUCAAGAAGGAGGUGAAGGACCACCUCAACCUACCGGUCAACAAACCCGCCGAACAAUGGUGGGAGAUGGCAGUAGACGGGGCGUCCGGUCCUAAAGGUUACGGGGGUGGUGUAGUCUUUACCACCCCGGAAGGAUUCAAAAUUUACCAUGCAAUCAUCUUCAACUUCAAGCUGACGAACAACGAGGCAGAAUACGAAGCUCUGGCUGGAGGGCUCAGACUUGCCCAAGCCCUGAAGAUCGACCGGGUCAGUAUCAAAUCUGUUUCCAGUUUGAUCGUUGGGCAAGUGACCGGUAACAUGGAAGCCAGAGAAGGGCGAAUGGCGCAAUACAAGGACCUGGUGCUUGCCUUGUUGAAAGGUUUUGAGGAAUUCAAGAUCGCCCAAAUCCCCCGGGCGGAAAAUGCAGAUGUAGACCUUCUCUCCAAAUUGACGCAGUAUGCUCCCGAGCAUGUUUCAAAACUUGCCCGGGUAGAAAUUCUUGAUCAUGCAAGCAUUGAAAAAUUGGAAGUAGCCGCCAUAGCAGAAACAAGCCAACCUGACCGGUCAAACUUGGUCGGGGCGGAUGACCAUUGGAUGUAUGAUCUGAUGGAAUACCUAAUGGACGGGACCUUGCCGGAACAAGAUGACCGGGCAAGAAAAGUGAAGCUCCGGGCACCCCGGUUCCAAGUCCUUGACGGAAAGCUGUACAAGAGGGCGUUCGGGGGACCCCUCCUGAGGUGCCUAACCAACCGGGAGACUGAACGAGUCAUAGCAGAAGUCCAUGAAGGUGUAUGUGCAGCGCAUCAGAUGUCCCGCACUCUUUCCCAGCGCAUCAUCUUGUUGGGAUAUUACUGGACAACAAUUGUCCAGGAUUGCGAGAGGUACGUCCAGAAGUGCAGAACGUGCCAAGUGUUCUACAAGUACCCCGGUAGGCCGGCGACCUACUAUCACCCCGUAUCAAACGUCAUCCCUUUCGCCAGAUUCGGGGUGGAUAUCAUUGGGGCAUUCCCAAUCGCCCAAGGAAGGAAGAAAUUUGUAAUCGUGGCCAUCGAUUACUUCACCAAAUGGAUCGAAGCCGAGGCGUUGGCCAAUAUCCCCACGCAGCAAUGCAAGAAGUUCAUUUGGAAGAACAUCAUCACGAGGUUUGGGGCUCCCAUGAACCUAAUUACCGACAAUGGUCUACAAUUCCGAAAUCCAAGAUUCACCGAAUACUUGGAGGGCUUCGGAAUCAAGCAUAACCGCUCUUCGGUGGCGUACCCCCAAGGAAAUGGCCAAGUUGAAAACGCCAACAGGACUAUUGUGGAUGCGAGGCUGCCCAUCGAAGCUGAAUUCCCAACUUCCCGGGAAUCAAAUUAUCAACCCCAACAAAAUGAAGAAGAUCAUCUCGCCGAACUCAACCUGGUCGAAGAGCGGAGAAUGGCCGCGGAAGUUAAAAUGAGCACAUAUCAACAAGUCGUGAAGAAGUACCACGACAACAAGGUUGGACCACGAUACUUCCAAGUUGGAGAUGAAGUCCUACGAAGAAGAGAGGCUAGUAGACCGGGUGAUGGAGGAAAACUGGCCAAAAACUGGGAAGGCCCGUACCGGGUGAGAGCUAUUGUCCGCCCGGGAACCUACCGGUUAGAAAAUCUAGAGGUACACCCGGUAGAAAGAACCUGGAACUCCCACCAUCUUCGCAAAUUCUACAAAUGAUUGUAAUACUAGGCAAGGCCUACUUCAUUAUCAAUCAAACCGAUGAUAUUCAAUACUCUACAUGGUAGCAGCAGAAUUGAUAGGUCGAACCUAUCCUAGGAGGGCUUCCCGGGUGGAUCGGAUCCACUCGGAUAAGCCAACUGAGACACAGGCCCGGACCUGGCACGCUGGUUACUACACCGG
Cuscuta campestris is the source of this 4490-nucleotide messenger RNA. The record is from the annotation of a GenBank genome assembly. Lineage: Eukaryota; Viridiplantae; Streptophyta; Magnoliopsida; Solanales; Convolvulaceae.